AAUCGCUCCUCCCUCCCAACACUACAUCGUUGAUUAGAAAACCCUAGUUUUUCAGUAAAAGUGAUGGAUUAAUGGGAGCAUGUCGGAUUGAAUUCAAUUGUGAAUCACAGUCACUGUAAAUAUUUGCACAAUAACGGUACAUAGAAGGUGAUCGAUUAAUUGUUGUAAAUCUUAUCCUGUCAGUUUUGUUAUGUUUUACAUUUUUCCUAUUAAAAUCGUGUCUUUCUGUUCUUUUGAACAACUAGCAAUCUCGUGUGCGUAAAGACUUCGAAGGCUGAACUGGGAUGACCACUAUUUACUUUGUUUUUCUCUGUACGUGAAGGCAUGAAAGGAUCAUGUCAGUCUUAUGAAGUUAAUUUUUUUUUUUGGGUAUUCAGACCUUAUGAUGAUGAUGAUGUUACUCAGCAAACCCAAAGCUCGAUAGAUUUUAUAGUUUUAAGUUUUUUGUGUGGUAAAUGUAGGGAUUGGAUGAAUGAAUGACUUUUUAUGACCUUGCAAAGAGAAGUUUUGGAAAUCAAUUAGGAGGAGUUAUUUAUCUGAACUAGUAUGUGGUCAUUAUAGUGACAUACAUAAUUAUUGAUAUAGGUUAGAGAAUUUUUCUUUUUUAUGUUUUUCUGUUAGAUGAAUUGCGAGACAUAAAAAUGCUCAUGAGAGCCACCAGGAGAUAAGUUUUCUGUUGAUUGUUUGGUUCGUAAAUUGAAUUCUAAUUAACUUCAAAGGACAGUACAGAAAUUUUCCCACUUUUUCAACGGGUCAAUCACUCCUCUCAUAUUCUAAUCCUUCUCUGCUCAAAUCCAUUCUUUCCCUCCUAAUAACAGGAGUGUUUAAUGAAGUUAUUCCGAUGACGAGAAAUCGGCUAAAGAAAGAGCAAUUUCUAUUUCUAUUGAUUCAUGGUGAUGAACAGAAUAAAUUCAAUAAAAGUACUGGUGUCUUGAAUGAAUUAGAAUACACGGGUUCUCAUCAGAUAUGAUUUACAGCAAGGAAAUGGAGACGAAUUCCUGAUGGUUAUGGAUGUUAGGGUCUGAGUUGAUGUUCUGAUUUUAAAAAUUAAGGAUGAAAUUCAAAGGUUUGAUGGGACUGGAAUCAGAGAAUAGUUGAGCAGUUGAGAAAGAGAUGAAUUGUGAUGAGGUAUCUGAAUUUAGAUGAGGAACUAGUAAAUCAAGAUGGAGUUCAUCUGUGAAGCACCAGUAAACUGCACACAGGUUGUUUGUAGAAAGGCUUAAUCAAAUUACAAGGAGAAGAUGAACUGAUGGAAGAGAGGUUAUUAAGCUACAGAAGUAUCGACAGUAUUGGUGGUUGUGUUUUGCCGAUGCAUUGGCUAGGUUUGAAGUGUUGUACUACAAGAGCUGAGAAUGGUGAGGAUGUUCUGAAUAGACUGAAACGCGAUAUUUGCGUUGUGAAUAUUGCAGGUGAAAUGAAUGGAAUGGUGGUGCAACUAUGGCAAGAAAAAGUUGGCAAAGCAAUAGACUGGAUUGUGUAUGAGACGCAAACUGGUGGUGAUUUUGUAGAAUGCAAUGGUGAGUCUAAGUAUGGAGUUUUGCUGUCAGAUUGUAGAGAUGGUUCAAGGGGAUGGAUGUUUGAAGAGCUGAGAACUUUAUCUUAAGCUGAACAUAAGGCUGAAGAGCUGGUGCUGCUGAAUCUGUGCAAGUGAUGCAGUUGCAGUUGAAGAUGGAGGUGCAAUGGUUAGCAGUUCUGUUUGUUUGGUGUUGCAACGAGUAAACUGUGGGUGUUAAUGAAUUGGGUUUGACACGAUGAGAAUGCAUGAAGUCAAGAGUACAGGUUCAGUUCCUUGCAACUGGUUGCAGGCUAGACUUAGAAGCUGAGAUAGUGCUGGUGGUCGCUGCCAAGGGAAGUGGUUUGAUAGAACUCUUGAACGAUCCAUCUACAAUCACAAGAUGAGUGAACCCAACGACUCAAAGGGUAAACAUGUCUUUUUAAGUCAUGUUAACUGCCCAUGUGGAGGUUAACUUUCCAUGCACCCUUUUGGUCAAAUAAGGCCUAGUUAUGUAAGAUAAAAAAAAAAGAGGUUAAGUUUUGUAAACCAAAAAAAAAACAGGCCUAGAUUUGUAAAAAGCCUGAUACAAUUCUACACUUAUAGAUUGAAGUAGAACUGAUCCUGGGCUGUGUAUUUGUACAUUUCUUUUCUUUUCAAUACAACCUUCCUCUUUCAGAAAAAAAAGAAACCAGAAAUCAGGGAGGUUAUUUAGA
Papaver somniferum (opium poppy) is the source of this 2208-nucleotide messenger RNA. RefSeq lists its product as uncharacterized. NCBI's taxonomy places the organism in Eukaryota, Viridiplantae, Streptophyta, Magnoliopsida, Ranunculales, Papaveraceae. The transcript has 2 exons. The record is from RefSeq and is a predicted model, not a curated record. The coding region runs from base 1250 to 1603 and encodes 117 amino acids.